Molecule: messenger RNA, 1646 nt
Organism: Closterium sp. Naga37s-1
Lineage: Eukaryota; Viridiplantae; Streptophyta; Zygnematophyceae; Desmidiales; Closteriaceae
Source: the annotation of a GenBank genome assembly
CAAAUUCAUGUGCCGGCAUUAAAUGCGGGUCCAGUGCUUCCUGCACUUUCUAUCGUGAUGGCUCUCCUUACUGCUUGUGCGACGAUGGCACCAGUAACUUCAACGAAACAGACAAGACGUGCUACAACGCGUGUGCCAAGAAGGAUUGCGGGCCGAAUGCUGAUUGCGUGCACAUGGCUCCUGUUCCCAACAGCCCUGCCGAGUGCAUGUGCCACGAUGGUACAACCUACAAUGAAACCGACAAGACAUGCUACGACCCGUGUGCUCUCUCUGGCAAGGACUGUGGCUCCGAUGCAACCUGCUUUCCGAGUGGGAGCGAUGCUGUGUGCGAGUGCAACAUGGGUGGUUUUCUCUUCAACGAGCCUGACAAGACGUGCUUUGACCCGUUGGUGCAGACGGCGGUGCAGCUGAGUGGGCACAACUUCAAGGAGCGCCUCACCUUCUCCACCUCGGUGCCGGCUAAGCAGGCCAGCGGCACCACCGUGUGCAGCGACCUGAGCUCCAGAAUCGGCAACGCCAAGAUCACCGUCACGUGGGAUGCCCCUAAGGCCAGGGUUGGCAACGGCAUGUGCAAGAGCCUGACGUUUUACGCUGGCCGGGGCUGCACGGGCCAGCAGGGUCUGACCAUCGCACGCCCUGCGAAGAAGGGCCGUGCCUACCCCGCCACGAAAAGGCCUAUCAAAGCUGCAUAUUCACUCCCUUCCCAUUCUCACCCUUCCCGCGCUUGCAAGCCGCGGGGCUCUGCCGUCGUGACGAGCACCAGCGACGUGGCGCGGUACAGCGCGACACGUGAACUCGGACGUGAAAGAAGGCGAAAGCUCUCCGCCGUCUCCGCGUUUUCCCGCCUCCCCUUUUCCCCGGCGGCCGUCUCCUCUCCCUUCGUGAUGGAGCGCCUGACCGGACUUGGCCUCGCGGCACUCGUCGCGGGUCUCGUUGCCAUCAGCUUCCUCGCGACCCACGCCAGCGCCGCUGACUCGUGUGACAAGGAUUGCGGGCCAGAUGCUGGUUGCGUGCUCAGGGCUCCCAACAGCCCUGCAGAGUGCAUGUGCUACGGUGGUACAACAUUCAACGAAACGGACAAGACGUGCUACGAUCCGUGUGUUCUCUUGGGCAAGGAGUGUGGGCCCGAUGCAAUCUGCUAUCCGAGAGGGCCCGAUGCUGUGUGCUCUUGCUACAUGAAUGGGUUUACCUUCAACGAGACCGACAAGACGUGCUUUCCCCCGUUGGUGCGGACGGUGGUGGAGCUAAGUGGGCGCAACACCAAGAAGCUGGAAUUCACCUUCUCCACCUCGGUGCCGGCAGAGCAGGCCAGCGGCACCACCGUGUGCAGCAAUUUCAGCUCCAGCAGCGGCGACAGCAAGAUCACCGUCGUGUGGGAUGCCCCCCUUGCUUUUGACCCCUUGUCUCUAAAUGCCUGCGUUGAUUAUUUCUUUCUGCUGCCCACAACAGCCACAUGUCACAAGGAUUGCGGAACCGCUGAGUGCGUUGUGAAGGAGGGCAAGCAGCAGUGCCAGUGCCCCGAGGGCCUUGUGUUCAACGCAGCCAAGAAGCUCUGCCGCGCUGCUCCUCCUCCCAAGUGCAAUCCUGCCUGCACUGGAAGUGCUCAGUGCACGUGGGUGGGAGGAAAGUCGGUGUGUCGUGCAUGA